Molecule: messenger RNA, 2241 nt
Organism: Cladocopium goreaui
Lineage: Eukaryota; Dinophyceae; Suessiales; Symbiodiniaceae
Source: the annotation of a GenBank genome assembly
AUGCGACGCAAUCUCUACCUCUCUUCAGCACACAAAGCAGGGAUGCUUUUCAUGAGCGUUAAGCGUGGAACACACUGGUUUGUAAUCACCGCCUUGGCCGCACACCUCUUUGGAGGGGCCAUCGGCUAUGGCGAGGAAGCCACGCCUGAGACGAAUACAACCCCGUAUUCCUUACGUUCGCUCGCCAAAGUUGGAGAUUUUUCAAACGUCGAUGUACUUCUUGAAGUGCGGGGCGACCUCAAAUUCCGCGGAGAUGACAAGGUCGAAGCCCUGCCCAUGCAGGCCAAAGGCACGCUGUACUACGACGAACGACUCCUGCAGCUGGGCGACGAGGCCCAGACCGGACUCCGCAGCCUUCGCCAUUACGACGAUGCCCAGGUCGAGAUCCUGGUGCACAAAGAUCGCUCGAACCGCUCGCUAGCAGAUACCCGUCGGCUGGUUGCCGUCGAACGGAAGCUCGAGAGCACCGACAUCUACGCGGUCGAACGGCUGCUCAGUCGCGACGACCUCGACCUGAUCGACAUCCCCUGCAAUAGCUUGCUGAUCGAUGCCCUAGUUCCCGGCCACGAACUCACCGUCGGCUCGACCUGGCCGCACUCCGAUCACCUGAUGGCAGCCCUGUUGGGCAUCGAUGCUGUCAGCUCGAACGACGUCGAGAGUACGUUCACCGCCAUCGAUGACAACGUGGCCAAAAUCGAAAUGGCCGGCACCGUGCACGGGGCCAUCGCAGGGGUGGCCACCGAAAUGGACGUGAAAGCCCGUUACCUGUUCGAUACCGAGCGGGGUCGCGUCGGCUGGAUCGCCCUAAUCAUCAAAGAAAAACGCUCGAUCGGCCAUGUGGCCCCCGGCCUCGACGUGGUGGUCCGCCUGCAGAUGACCAUUAAGCCAUCGAAGCCAACGCCGGAACUGGCCGACGCCGUGGUCGCAGGCCUCCCGGAGGAAAGCAAGGAACUUCGUGAGCUGCUGGUCUAUGAGGAUGACCAGCACGGUUUCGGUUUCGCCUACCCGCGCAACUGGCACGUGGUGACCGAAGACGACAAUGUCGUCGUUCUACGAAUGAUCGAACGGGGCGAGCUGAUCGCCCAGUGCAAUGUCUCUCCGCUGGGCCGGAAGCCGCCGGAGCACGCUUCGACCCUCGACACGCUGCAACGCGAUAUCAAGCAAUCGCUGGGCGACAACUUCGGCUCUUUCGUGCGGGCCGGUGAGAGCAAGACCAGCUCGGGGCUCACCCUGCGGGAAGUCAUCGCCCAGGGCACCGCUUCGAGCCAGCCCAUGCACUGGCACUACUACGUGAUUCGCGAUGAAGCCGGCAAGCGGCUGAGCUUCGCCUUCACGCUGGAGAGCGAGCUGGAACCGCAAUUGGGUGAAGUGGACCGCCAGAUUGUUAGCAGCGUGCAAUUCGUGCCCUCGGCCUCGGAACGGGCCGCCCAAUCCUCGGGCGAUGCAGUGGGAGAUCCGAUGAUCCGGCGGGAGACCCAAUGUCGCGACGGCCGCCCCGGCUGGAUGCUCAUCUCGCAAGUGGACCACGCCCGACUUGCCUGGGAGUUGGCCAAGCACUGGAUGGAACCGAUCGCGGCUUCGGCCUCGGCGAAUGAAGAUCUACUCACGGCCGUGCUUUGCCACGACGAUGGCUGGAGCGAAUGGGAACGUCAUCCCGAGGUCGAUGCCGACUCCGGGCGGCCGCUCGACUUCACCGAGAUGGCCCUGACCCAGGCGAUCGACAUCUGGCGGCACUCGAUCACGGUGGCCGAUCAAAAGGCCCCGCUAACCGCCUGGCUUGUGAGCCGGCACUUCGAGGAACUGCUCCGCCGUUCGCAUUGGGCCGAAUCGGAUGACCAGCGGAUCACCACCUACGCCAAGGCGUUUCUCGAAGAACAGGCCUCCGCCCAACACCGCUGGCUUUCGGCCUGGCAGAGCGAAGACCCAACCCACCACAGUGCAGAUGCAGCAUCAGCAGGGCUGACCCUGCUGCAACGCUUCGACCUCUUAAGCUUGUGGUUCUGCUGUGCCGAACAGGAGGAUCAACUCAGCCUCGAAAUGCCGAGUGGGGCCGUGCUGAACCUGUCGCCCAACAUCGAGCAUCACGUCCAGAUCGCCCCCUGGCCCGAGGGCCUGAUGCCAUUCGAACUCUCGAUCACCGGCCGCUCUGUUCCGCAGCGGCACUACCAGAAUGCCGACGACUUGGCGGUUGCGCCGUCGGAACCCGGUCGCGUCUCCUGGAAGUUGGUUCCGCAGGACUAA